Molecule: messenger RNA, 3614 nt
Organism: Toxorhynchites rutilus septentrionalis
Lineage: Eukaryota; Metazoa; Arthropoda; Insecta; Diptera; Culicidae
Gene: NT1
Product: neurotrophin 1
Exons: 6
Coding region: 458-3187 (909 amino acids)
Biological process (GO): regulation of Toll signaling pathway; central nervous system formation; innate immune response
Cellular component (GO): extracellular region
Molecular function (GO): Toll binding; growth factor activity
Source: RefSeq, a predicted model, not a curated record
CGACUUUAGUCAGCAACGAGACGCGGACCGCUUCGGAAGUGUUUUUUUUCCGUUUUUUGUUUUUUUGACGCGCCGUGUGGUUUCGGCCCCCCUUAGAGGAAGGAGAAAUUUGUGCGCGAGAAGACUUCAAAGACGGUGAAGUGAGCAACGAAGAUACUGUUUUUUGAGUGACAGUGACACAAUAGAGUCGGGCGCUGAAAGAAGAUAACAUCCCUCCCCUCGGGCGACGGACUGCUGAUAACUCUGCGGUCACGUUGAUUGUGGAAAGCGAAAGUGAUUAUAACAACGACGAGACGAAAUUUUGUGAUCUUGUGUCUCAAAUCAGUAAGAAAUUAGGCGCAAUUCAAUCGGAGGGGCUGAACAUAUCAAACUAUCAGGAAGAAAGUGAAUCUCUUAGUGAACAACCGUUAAUCAGUUCAAAAUUUGAAUUAGUGAAGUGUCCGUGAAGAAAGGAAUUAUGCGCUUUGGCACAUUUGUUUCGGGCACCGUGUUGGUGUUCCUAGCGAUUGGUGUAGUGAAAUCUAACGUGGAUCCGCCGGAUUUCGAUUUCGAUGGGCAGAGAGCCGACGACCAGGAUGAUUACUACUACGUGAGUGAGGGGGAAGAAGAGCAACAAGUGCAACCAUCGCACAAAAUACCCAACUACAAUCGAUCCGCCGAGGACACCGGUGGUGAUCGUGGGGGCGGCGGCGGAGGUUUCCUGAUGGAGGACGAUGACACGAGCUUGAACGCGAUGGAAGACGUGGACUUUGUGGAGAACGCGGAGGAAAGUAAUUUCCAGCGCAAGAAGGACGCGAUGCGACAGAUAAUGACGAGGGCUUUCGCCAAUCCGGACAUGCAGAGAAAGUUCGCCGAAGUGCUUCCACUGCUGAAGGUGAUGACCAAAACGCAGCGGUCGACCCUUGCGGCGCUCAUAUCGGCCCAGGUCAACUCGAAGGAAGGCCACACGAUGUCGCUAGCGCAGGUGAAACAGAUGUUCGGCGAUCGGCAGGAACUCGUGCUCCCGCUGGCGUACGAUAUAGCAAACAUGAUUCGGGUGGUGGCCAAAAAAGAGAGCCUACUUCAUGAUCAGAACCCGACCGAAGAGGAGCGCGUGUCCAGUAAUCAGCUUCUGAGGAGAAGCUUCUCCGUGCGGUCCGAACCGGCUGGCUUCAAGAUGAAGUCGGUUAGGACGGCCGUUUCCAAUUUGAAGGAUGAUCGUCUGAUAGUCGAUCUGAAAGAUGAUGAAGCAACCCCGACCAAUAGAAGUGCUUCGGGGGAUUCUGGUAACCAACAAGCUCGUUCUAUGGCCAGAAAUGAACCGGUGUCGGAGAAGCUGGUGCAAUAUUCGCCGCGGUAUAAUGUGCAGACGACUAAAUCCAGGGAUAAAUCGGAGGACCGAAUGUCAUACCACGAGCGAAAGCUCAAUAUGACUGCCUUCAAUGCAACGAAAAUGGAGAAGGAUCAGCUGGCGCUGGCUUCGGAUGGUCCCAUCCCAGUGACGCUUACGAAGGCAAAUUCUUCGAGGAAUAGAAGAGUGACACAUCCACCUCCCACAGCUGGGCCGGAACCCGACCUAAGUACACCCAGUAUGGAGGAGAUCGAAGAUCUCGCCCUGUCGGGACUCAACGGAACCGAAUUGGAUGCUAUACAGGCAAAUUUGGAGCACGGAAAUGGCUCCGGUCCGGUUGCAGAGAUGCUGAUCAGUGAGUACAGGAACAGGCCGAAGGGGGCGAACAAAAUUCACCUGCUGCUGCCGAACGAAAAGUGUGACCAUUUCACCACCGGUGUGUGCAUUCGAGUGCAGAAUUAUCCAACGUCCCAAAUUAUGCACAGUAUCACCCGACAUAAAAAGGCUAUGGGAGCCCUGCUGGCAGAGUAUAUUGACAAAACCAACGAGAUCGAUAAGACUGCCUUCGAACCAGAGGAAAUCGACGAUUCAUUCAAUACCAAAUUAACGAAACGAUCGGACGAACCAUCAAAGACCGGCGGCAGUAUGUGUCCGAGUAUUAUCCGCUAUGCGAGACCUCAGAAGGCACGAUCCGCUACAGGGGAAUGGAAAUACAUCGUUAACACUGGGGAGCACACGCAAACUUUGCGACUGGAAAAGUGCACCACGCCACAAGACAGCUGUACCUACUUGACGGAUAACUUCCGUUCGCGCUGCAUUCAAAUCUACAACUACCACCGGCUGUUGAGUUGGGAUAACGCACGAGGUCUUCAUGUGGACAUCUUCAAGGUUCCCACCUGCUGCUCGUGUCACAUAGAUGGAUACCGGGAAGCCUUUCCUCCAUUGAACAAUUUCAACGAUUACGAACCGAAGAGUGAAUCGCUGGAAGACCCUUCCAUCGCAGCAAGUACUAUUUCAAAGAACUCCCAAUACACCACGCUAAAGUUUGACCACGACGAACCGGAAAAUGUGGAUGAAAAUAUCGCCUACCAUUUUGCGAAUGGCUUCCAGCGAAUGAAACCGCCGAGGUAUGAAACCGGUAUUAUGGUUCCGCCUGGUCCACCACAUCACGUUUCGAAGGGACGCUUCGAAAGACCCAAGCUGGCAGCAAAAAAGCAAGGACCGACUCAUUUCAUUCCUUCACCAGUGUUGGAUACCUACCUGAGUCCUCCACCUAAUGAAGUGAACCACCAUGCGCCAUUCAAACGAGGUCCGCAUUACUCCAACGAUAAUUCAUUGAAAAGAACGGCUCAUCUUCAUCCUAGUAGAACGAACCGAAGCCCGAUUCGGAAGCAAAUCAACCUAAACGAUCAACACGUCUCAGAAACAGACGUCCGUAUCAAUCAAGUUCAAGUUAUGGCCCCAGCCAAACCAGAACGUCUACCUCCUACCCAAGCCACGGAAAAACUCCGCAAACGGUACACCACACCGCCCGCACAAGGCCAGGCUGCCAAGAAGGACAAGAACCAAAACUAUAGGGUGAUUGGUCAACCACCAUCGGACGAUUCCCCUUCUGCAACGUCAUUCGUUCCAGUAACCACGACCACAACCACAACCACAUCGACCGCAGCGUCAACUAAUGGUCACCAGCGGAUCAAUUACAACUACCAUCCGAUCAUCGAUUUCUUUGGCGAGGCAGAAUCGACCGCGGAUCUGUCCCCGGAUCAGGUCGACCGUAUUGGUCUGAACGGGGUAUCUUCGCUCAACAGCUGGACGCCGGUUCUGCGCAGCCAUAGGCCCAUGAGGAUACCGGUUUAGGAGGCGCAUGGGCGCCGUUUUUGUGUGUGUAGGUUUAGCAGAGUAAUUUAUUGGUCGCAAUAUUUUUUGUUGUGAGAAACAUCGAAAUGCAAAUGAAUUCAUCGACGCUUUAGUUCGAAAUAAUCCGUCCCCGGCGAAUGAAAUAUUUCCAAUUCGAAAACGCUUUCAAAAUGCUGCGAGUAGAAUAGCAGCGCCCCAAGUUAGGCACUGUCGUGUCGUGUCGGAAUGAUUGUAUAUUUAUUUUGUUUAUUUUUAUUUUUGUGUAAAGGAAAAAUGAUGCGUUGCUCAAAGACAGAAAGCUUCCCCUUUUCUGGUAAUAGCGCAUAUGUGAAUUAGUGUUUACGAUAGUUUUAAAGGAUAUUUAUGAAAAGACGAAAAAACCAAGCAAAGACCACUGUUUCGUUUUAUGACAAAAGUGAAUAAAGAU